Messenger RNA from Mercurialis annua (annual mercury), 839 nucleotides. RefSeq names its product major pollen allergen Ole e 10-like. The transcript has 3 exons. Lineage: Eukaryota; Viridiplantae; Streptophyta; Magnoliopsida; Malpighiales; Euphorbiaceae. Bases 36 to 716 code for a protein of 226 amino acids. The record is from RefSeq and is a predicted model, not a curated record.
UCCUACACAACAAGGUUCUUGCAUUUCGUCAUCUCAUGGAGCCAUGGAUCUGCCUCAGAAAAUUGGUCAUUUUUCUCAUUUUAAACACCAUCUUUGUUCUCAAUGAUGCAAAAAUAUUCCCUGAAAAAAUAAUGAAAAAGCCAAAAAUAUCAAAAUUAGGAGAACUAUUAGAUCCUACAAAAGGUGAACCAUACGGUUUGCCCUCUCCAUUUUAUUUGCCAUCACCAGCACCACUUCCACUACCUGCACUACAAAAUCCUUUAGCAUGUGUAGGCUCGCCAACAAGCCCAUCUAUAAUACAGCCUUUUAGUCCGAUGAAAAGCCCACCAAAAAGCCCACCUAUGUAUAUACCUAUUUCAAGUCCACCACAAUACGAGCUGAGCCCACCAGCCUAUGUUCAGCCUCAGCCUCCGCCUCCAGCACCGCAACAUAAAAAGGCCGAGUCUGGCGUAUGGUGUGUUGCGAAGCCGAGUGCGGCAGAUUCGAUAAUAAAAGAAGCGUUGGACUACGCAUGUGGAUCGGGAGCAGACUGCAAGCCAAUUCAGGCCUAUGGGCCGUGCUUUGAGCCCAAUACAUUGGUAGGACAUGCUUCUUAUGCUUUCAAUAGUUACUGGCAGAAAACUAAAGCAGCCGGGGGUACUUGUGACUUUGCUGCCACUGCUAUCAUUGUUACUGUUGACCCUAGUUUCAACAAUUGUCAUUUCCCUGUAAAUUAAUUUACUAGAUAACUUGUAAGCGAGCUUUUGGCACAUUGUAAGGUUGUUUUCUUCUUGAUGUACGAGCUGAAAACCCUUUUGAUAGACUGUGAUGGUAAUUAAUGUUGGUUAUUUAGCCUCUCA